AUGCGUUUUGCGGGAUUGAGAAAUCCACCCCAGAGCCCGCCGGCCCGUGCAAGGCACUGCGCCCUCGGUCGGUGGGUAUAUGAGAAGGGAGAAGCCAGAGCAGCCAGAGCAGCGAAGGCAGCCAGCAACGGUGCCCAAGGGUACUACUGGUUGGCUUCCACGGCCCUGGCGGGCAUGCGCGGCCCUCCCCCUCGUUUUGUGCGGGUCCGUUGCACCUUUCCUUCGCAGGCCGCUGACGGUCUGCCAUCUUCUUACAUCGCCGCCUUCGCGUGGUGCCCUACGGUCUGCCGGGGUACCGACGAUUGCGGCGAGCACCACCCCAGCACCGCUGCUGCCCUGGCGCAUCCGCCCGGGGGCCAGCGCGGCAUCUGGGAAGACUCCAUUCAGGCGCAAGGGAAUACCCCAUAUGCGCCGAGGGGUGGGCUAUGUGGGUGUUUGGCGGUUCGCCAUACCUGUUCAAAGCCACCGGGGGUACCUACCGGUUGGGUGACGCCUCAGGGCUGA
Chaetomium globosum CBS 148.51 is the source of this 504-nucleotide messenger RNA. RefSeq lists its product as uncharacterized. The record is from RefSeq and is a predicted model, not a curated record. NCBI's taxonomy places the organism in Eukaryota, Fungi, Ascomycota, Sordariomycetes, Sordariales, Chaetomiaceae. The transcript has 2 exons. The coding region runs from base 1 to 504 and encodes 167 amino acids.